This is a messenger RNA of Siniperca chuatsi (mandarin fish), 5359 nucleotides long. RefSeq names its product GA binding protein transcription factor subunit beta 2a (gene gabpb2a). Gene Ontology annotation, cellular component: nucleus. The coding region runs from base 1374 to 2636 and encodes 420 amino acids. Lineage: Eukaryota; Metazoa; Chordata; Actinopteri; Centrarchiformes; Sinipercidae. Gene Ontology annotation, molecular function: transcription cis-regulatory region binding; protein binding. Gene Ontology annotation, biological process: positive regulation of transcription by RNA polymerase II. The transcript is spliced from 8 exons. The record is from RefSeq and is a predicted model, not a curated record.
UAAAAGUGCGAUUCAAUCGGUAAAAUUAAGUUAAAGAGUUGUAACAUUAACAUGUAAAUAAAAAUAUACACAGAAAACAAAAACCAAUACUAUGUAUAUAUGUAUCCACAGUGUAUAUAUGUAUACAGUGUAUAUAUGUAUACACAGUAUACACUGCAUACAUGUCAGUUGAUGUGUAAGCUAUGAAAGCAGUCGAAGUGUCAGCUGAAGAGUUAAAACAGGAUUUCCAGGGGUCGACUUUCUCCGUUUCCUUUCAGGUGGACUAAAAGACAAAAUGUUUGGAGUGAUAUCUGUUGCACCGCUCUCGCCGGAAGCCACAUUUUCCAAACCUCUACGACAGAGGGGGGGCGAGUAAAACCUUAUCGUGACCGGUAGUCAUAAUAAACAAAACAAUACGAGAAUAAAACCCCGGCUGACAAAUAGUGGGAUCUCCCUUUAAAACACACACUUAAAUCCACACACAGCAGGCCGGUCCACGCACAUACAGGACGCCGUCAGUUUGUCCUCCAGCGAUCACACGUGGAGCAUUUCUCAUCGUAAAUCUUCUACGUUAACGUCUUUAGAACAAAACCACAUUUCAUCGACACGUGCGGCUUUAAAAACGAAAAGCGUCGCGAUGUUCGCAGGCGGAUAAAAUCCUCUCAGGCUUUCGGCAGCUGCAUAUUGUGAUAUAGCACAUUUUCUAGAAACCUAAUUAAGAAACGGCUGAUUUCAAAUUAAACAUAUGGAUAAAAUGUCAUCACAUUAAUGCAAAACAUAAAUAAAAAAUCAUAACAUGAAUAUUGCCAUAACUCGCUGACAAAAUGGCGGAUAGUUGAGAUGUAUAUCUCUCAGGUUAAAACCAGUUGUUUCUGCAUCAGAUUCACACAAACAGCAGUUAUUUAAUAAAGUAAAAGAGCGGGACGUUAUUUCUCUGACAGUUUAAACGUGUUUAAUGUUUCAUACUUACGGAGUAUUUUUUAAAAAAAAACACGCUAUAAACAUCAGUUCAUUCGCUAACAUUUGUAAUUAAGUUAAACCAGAAGACGGUUCGGCGGUUGUUGUUUUUAAUGAGCGGAGCUCCGCGGGCAGGAACGCGCCUGUUCCACCGGCGGAUCUGCGGUCAGCCGUCCGUUCGGCCGUGCGUCGCCGCCGGGCUGCGACUCCGCCGUCACGCUGACCUGAGAUCUGUUCCGCCCUGUCGUCACAGAGCCCGCCCACAGGGAGGUUAACUCACUCUGGCUUCCACCUCCGGUGUCGAGGGGCCGCCAUAUUUGUUCCAGAUAAAAACACAAAAAUUACCAUUUUUAAAAUCGUUCUCGGCAGGUGAGCACCUGUCAGAAUCUGAUUUACGUCAGGAGACGUAAUCUCGCGGGAAUCUACGAGAGAAGAAGAUGUCGUUGGUGGACCUGGGGAAGCGUCUGCUGGAGGCGGCUCGCAAAGGUCAAGACGAUGAGGUCAGAAACCUGAUGGCCAACGGAGCUCCGUUCACCACCGACUGGCUGGGGACGUCUCCCCUCCACCUGGCCGCUCAGCACGGCCAUUACUCCACCGCCGACGUGCUGCUGAGAGCCGGCGUCAGCAGAGACGCCCGCACCAAAGUGGACCGGACCCCGCUGCACAUGGCCGCCGCCGAGGGGCACACCGUCAUCGUCGAGCUGCUGGUCCGGAGCGGCGCAGACAUCAACGCCAAAGACAUGCUGAAGAUGACGGCUCUUCACUGGGCGGCGCAGCACGGACACCACGGUGUCACCGAGACGCUCAUCAAACACGGAGCCGACGUGCACGCGCUCAGCAAGUUCGACAAGACGCCGUUCGACAUCGCCGUCGACAUCCAGAACACGGAGCUGAUGCUGCUGCUGCAGGAGGGCAUGCAGAACCAGGUGAACAUGAACCAGGUGAGUAUGAAUGUGGAGACCAGCACCACCGCCAACCAGCCGCAGUUCAUCAUCCAGGGAAUACCUGGCAUUCAGGGGGGCGUGGUUAACCUGGCCGAGCUGCUCAACAAGGCCAACACAGGCGACUCGGAAGAAGCGAUGGCCGCCAGCGCUCUGGACUCCAACAUCCAGCACGCCACCGUCGUCAACGAGGCGGGUCAGAGGGUCAUCACCAUAGUAACGGACCAGCACGGCAACCUGCAGACCACAGGGGGGAUGGCGCCGCCGUUCUUUGUCACCAUGCAGCACGGACAGCAGAUGUUGGCGGUGCCGGCCAACACGGUGACGGAGGAGGUGGUGACGGAGGAGCCUCAGCCUCCGCCCUCCAGGAAGAGGAAGCUGGAGGUGACCAACAAUCACAACGACACGGGAGAGACGGAGUUGUUGCAGAGGCAGCUGCAGGAGGCCAACAGGAAGGCGCAGGAGUACCGACAGCAGCUCCUGCGUAAGGAGCAGGAGGCCGAGGAGUACCGCGUCAAACUGGAGGCCAUGUCCCAAAGUCAGGCCAACAACGCCAACGCCGCCAGCACCGCCGCCAACGCCGCCAGCCCUGAGGAGGUGGUGGGAGGGGAGGAGGACGAGGAGGAGGCAGCGGCCGGCAUGGUGGAGGAGGACGGAGAGAUGGUGGUGCUGCAGGAGGGAGGGAUCAUCAUGGAGGGGGAGGAGGGUCAGGUGACGCUGGUGGAGACGGGGGGGGAGACGACGGAGGUCAGCUCCUAACAGAGAGGGCUGAGGAGGGGAGAUGAAGAGACAGAUCAUAACGGGAGAUGGUUGGUUUGACUCGCGCUAAUUUGCAUCCCUUUUAAUAGAGAGUGUGAUGGAGGGGAAGUCGGGGCAAGAUGGUUUCAAGUGUGCACCAUUUUGAAUCCCGGAAAGAAGAGAGGAGAAACAAAAUGGCUUCCCCAACAACAGAAGGAGGAGAAAGACGACUGAAAACAGACUAAACAAACAUGACGGGGGAGUUUAGUCGUGUGCCGUUUUAGUUCCCACUUGUUCUCUAACUGAAUGCCUGCUUAACUGGGAUGCAAAAUGGCUGCUGCAGAAGGGAAUGAAGCUGGAUGAACGGGUCGAAGAGAUGGAGACCAACUGAAGAAGAAGAAGAAACCGACAGCAGCGAGGAAAAAGAUAAAUUAACUCAGGAGGUCGGACCUUCGCUCAAAGGCAUAUUUACUUUUUUUGUUGUUGUUGUAACCGCAAUCAGUGAUCCCAAACCAAUUUAAAAUAAUGGCGGCCUUCCCUAUAUGCAGCCAUGUCUGUUCCCUGAACAUCGCUUUAACGCACCAUUUUGCUUCCCCGUUCGACUUGGAGUGAGUACUGAUAAACCGGAGGACACUCAUACAGCAGGAAUUUUAUCUUGUCGUCGUAACGUUUCCCCCCCGUGGAUUUUUGAACGCAGACGGUUAUCACCAGUAUAACCAUUUAAAUCCUUUAUUUCCGUUAGGUUCGGUUUUUGUCUGUCUGUUUUUAUUGUGGGUAAAUCCCUGAACCAACACAUCUGAUGCCUUCGUAACUAACCCUGAACCUUUUUGAAACCCAGUUACUCAAACCUCGCUGUCGCUUGCACCGUUUUGCUUCCCGAGAAGAGUACGGACAAAAACAAGGCCACGACUGGAUGCUGUGAACGGAAAGAACAAAUAUUUUUGGACACUAAAAUAACUCACUCUCAACUGCUUUCCUUCGUUCGUAUUAUGUUUUCCUUGUUGUGUUUAAUGAGUUUUGUUUUUGAACACGUCACUUUUCGGAUGUGACCUCAUCAUGUUUAAGAACAGAACGAACUCGCGCGAGUUCUUCGAAAACCGUUCUGGAUCCGCCAAACAAGAUUCCCCACUUGCUCCCUGGGGUAGGGAAGCCAAAUGGCCUCGGUGGAGCUCGAAGCAAAGGGGAAUCGUCUCGGCCAAUUAACGUCUGAAUAUAGAAAAGUUCGUCUUCACUCCCACGCUGACCUGCUCUGAUCCCAGAGUCCUGACGAGAACUGAACCAGAUCCAUCAUGGAAACCUUUAAUUUGCUCAGUAAUUAUGUUGAUUAUUAUUUCAAACCGGCGUUGUUUUCCGUCGUCGGGUGGUCGAAGGCUUGUUGGGUCUAACAGGGCUGCAACUCGGGAUUGUUUUCAUUAUCAAUUAGUCUGCUGAUUAUUUUCUAGAUUCUUAGUUCAGUCUAUAAAAUGGUUCCCGUCACAGAGUCCAAGUCUUCGGAUGUUGAUUAGCGUCAUGGAAGAGUUUAAAAAGACAGCAAAUAUUCACAUUGUCGAACCGGGGACCAACAGCUGAUCAAAUAUGAAGAUUAUUUCCAUUUACCAACUAUUUCCAGUUAAUUAAUUAUCAUCAGCUGUUGUUCUAUUGAUGAUGAUGAUAAUUCAUGGGAAUAUAUUUGUUUCUGCAGAGGUGGUUUAGACUUUCAGGACCUCCUUCUGGUCUCGCGGUCCUUUAAAGGUGCAUGUUUUUAGCUCUUUAAUUAGACUUUGUAGUGUCUUACAUUCCCGUCGAGCUGUCACUUUUUUGUUUUAUCUUUAUAGAACUUGCAGUCAUUUAGUCAUCGUCGUGUUUUGGUUAACGUUACGGUGUGGCCAUGCGGUCGAAAACUGUCCCUGCUGGUGAGUUCAAGGACGCCCCGACGUCUGAAACGUGAGAGUUGACUGCCGAACUUUUUAAAUCCAGAAAACGACCAAACGGACGUCCUGGCUCCCCCCGUUGAGGUUCCCACGUCCUGUUCAGCGCACAGAGACGAUAUUAACGUCAUUUAGCUGUCUCUGCCCGGAGACGCAGACGCUAACCCGCUGUAAUUUGGUUAAAAACAGCUUUAAGGCGUGAUCAUAUGACCGCAGGGCGGCACUGCGAGGCGCGGGAUUAGCUAAUAACGCCUUAGUUGAUAAUUGUACUUUGGCACUUUAUCUUAUUACCGAAACCCACUGACGUGCAGCGCCCCUGCAGGUCUGGAGUCAGAAGGCAGUCGACAGAAUAACGACUCGUCCGCUUCCGAACACAGUUGAGGAGUUUCCCCGUCAGCCGAGGGGUUCGCACCCGCGGGUUAAACAGGAGCGAGGUGAGCGGCUGAGAUCUCACCAGCUCGCAGUCUGCAGUUAGAGAUGAAACGCCUGAAGUCAGCGGCCGUCGAAGCGUUUUCCCGUCCCGGUUCAGCCCUGUUGGUCCCGCGGUGGAAAGGCCGUUAUUGAUUAGUCCCCGUCAGCUGAUGGCCCCGUCAGCUGAUGGCCCUCCGCAGCCCUCGUGCCCUUCUUUCCUCUGAUCCGCGACUCUGCGUCUCUUCAGUUGAGUGUGAUAGUUAUUUUUAUAAGCUCAGCGAAGCCAACCUUUUUCUAUGUACAUAUAAAGUUGUAUUUUUUUAACCGUACCUGAAUGCUUCACCGUGAUGAUGAUGAUGAUGAUGAUGAUGAUGGCAGCCUGCAUUGUAAUCUGAAAUAUAAACACUUGUUUUUUUUGAAUAAGAA